UACGGAAGUGGUUUGGCAGGUCGGGGACUUUCUAGCUUCAAGCAAACAAUGCUCCUCGGUUUGAGUCACGGACUCCGGCUCUCGGUUCAGCGCCGCUGUCUGCUCCAGUGCUGCGGCGUUAAAUCACUAAACACCAGCAGGGGAGUUGCUGUGGACAGCGUGCUGUCUCCUUUCAGGUCUAUAUGUGGCGAGGACGGCGUCUCAUUGGGGGAAGCUGUAAGAGAACAACAUGGUAGAGACGAGUCUGUACACAGAUGUCGCCCCCCAGAUGUGGUGGUGUUCCCACGGUGUGUGGAGGAGGUCAGCGCCCUGGCCAAGAUCUGCCACAGUCACCAGCUUCCCAUCAUCCCCUUUGGCACUGGGACCGGCUUGGAGGGAGGUGUUGGCGCUGUGAAGGGUGGCGUGUGCUUCAGUUUAAGGAACAUGGACCAGAUCCUGGAUCUCCACCCGGAGGACUUUGAUGUGACGGUGGAGCCCGGGGUGACUCGGAUGGCCCUCAACUCCUACCUACGCGACACCGGCCUCUGGUUUCCUGUCGAUCCUGGAGCUGAUGCGUCCCUGUGUGGCAUGGCCGCCACCAGUGCGUCCGGUACUAACGCCGUGCGCUACGGCACGAUGAGGGAAAACGUCAUGAACCUGGAGGUGGUGCUGGCGGACGGGACGGUCAUACACACGGCCGGGAAGGGCCGACGUCCUCGGAAGACGUCAGCAGGUUAUAACCUGACAAACCUGUUCGUGGGGUCUGAGGGAACGUUGGGGAUCAUCACCAAGACCACGUUACGCCUGUACGGCGUCCCGGAGGCCAUGGUGUCGGCCGUGUGCUCGUUCCCGUCCGUCCAGGCCGCCGUGGACAGCACCGUCCAGGUUCUUCAGGCCGGGGUGCCCAUCGCUCGCAUCGAGUUUCUCGACGACGUGAUGAUCGACGCUUGCAACAGGUUCAGCUCGCUGUCCUACCCCGUGAGCCCGACGCUGUUUCUGGAGUUUCACGGCUCAGAGCGAAGCCUCGAAGAACAAGUCAACACGACCGAGGAGAUCACUCAGAGCAACGGAGGCUCAGAUUUCCAGUGGGCGCGAGAUACUGAGACGCGGUCUCGUCUGUGGAAAGCUCGUCACGACGCCUGGUACGCUGCUCAGGCUCUGAGGCCGGGCUGCAAGGCUUACGCCACAGACGUGUGUGUCCCUCUGUCUCGAUUGCCUCAGAUCAUCGUGGAGACGAAGGAGGAUCUGAUUGAGAACAGACUCACAGGUCCCAUCGCGGGUCAUGUGGGCGACGGGAACUUCCACUGUCUGAUGGUCGUGGAUCCCACGGACCCCGAGGAGCUGCAGAGGGUUCACCUGUUCUCAGAGAGACUGGCCAGGCGAGCUCUGUCCAUGGACGGCACCUGCACCGGGGAGCACGGGGUGGGUUUAGGGAAGCGAGCGCUGCUCUGUGAGGAGCUGGGGCCUCUGGCCGUACAGGUGAUGCAGAAUCUGAAGGAGACACUCGACCCACAGAACCUGAUGAAUCCUGGGAAGAUUCUGCAGCAGGGAGACGUUUAACGUUUCCGUCUGAGCCGAGUGAACUCUUCAGAGGUACCUCCCAUUAAAUCAUAGACGCUCAGUUAAAUCAACAAAACCAUGAAUGAAGUUUUCUGCUGCUUGAAAUAACAUUUAUAACAUUUUUAUCUUUGCUCCAAAAGCUCAGAAAGCUGCAAAAAAAAAUCUAACGGGGUUAAUGGAAAGAGAAUCUGUUAUUUAUUGUGGUGAAACGCAUCCAAUUAAAGCUUGUGAAACUUUUAUUUUGUUUGUGAAAUUUGAGUUAUAAUAAAAGAAGACGAUCUUUUCUUCAGUUGAAACAGUGAUGUUAGAAUAGAUAAUAAUGAGUGUGCUCUGGUUUAUUGUAUCAGUCAGGAAGUGAAGAUUUGUACAGUUCCUUUUUGAUUUACAGUUCAAAUCAAA
Molecule: messenger RNA, 1938 nt
Organism: Mugil cephalus (flathead mullet)
Lineage: Eukaryota; Metazoa; Chordata; Actinopteri; Mugiliformes; Mugilidae
Gene: ldhd
Product: lactate dehydrogenase D
Exons: 11
Coding region: 49-1539 (496 amino acids)
Biological process (GO): lactate catabolic process
Cellular component (GO): mitochondrion
Molecular function (GO): D-lactate dehydrogenase (cytochrome) activity; FAD binding; D-lactate dehydrogenase (NAD+) activity
Source: RefSeq, a predicted model, not a curated record